This is a messenger RNA of Dentiscutata erythropus, 678 nucleotides long. The record is from the annotation of a GenBank genome assembly. NCBI's taxonomy places the organism in Eukaryota, Fungi, Glomeromycota, Glomeromycetes, Diversisporales, Gigasporaceae.
AUGACAACAUCGAACUAUGUUCAACAAAUUGAUAUGGUAGGUUAUCUUAACGCCUUACAAUCAUAUAAUGAGAAUCAAGUAUCAGAAUUGGAUCAACUCGAUGGUGCUGAUUUAUUACGAUUAAUGUUAGCUAGUGAUGAAUUACAACUUCCAAUUUUAAUCUCUCAUGCUCAAGAUCAUUUAAUCAAAACUCAAACUGAAUGGAUAAAUCAAACUUUAGUACCAAUUCUUCAUAUAGUAUGUCAUCAUGGUACUUUUGGAAAACUUCGUGAUUAUACUUUAAAAACUAAUUCUCAUGGUGCAUCUGUUGGUACUCAUAGGUCUUUCAAGAAGUUUGGCUCGACUUUGGAUUCAUUUAUAUUUUCAUUUAACGAUACACAUAAUCCGACAAUGGCAACUUUAUCAAGAAUAAACGAAUCAUUGGAUGAAGAAGCUAUUUAUUUUUCGCAUAGUUAUGGCCCAUGCUUUGGUCAAAACGAUUUGCAUAUGGUAGAUCAAAGUUGGAAUUGUCGAAAGACAAGUUAUAGUAAUGAAAUUUUGACAGGUAAAUCGAAUUUUAUUGCUGAUGAUUAUGAGGUAUUUCAGAUUGUAGAAAACGAUGGAUUAAAAGAGAAAAAAACAGAGGUUCUAGAGGAACGUAAGAUGUUUAUUCAUAGUUUUGAUGGGUAUAUUAGAUGA